AUGACUCUUGGAGGCGAGCCUCUCGGCCGCAUCACCUUUGAGCUUUUCAAGGAUGUCGUUCCCAAGACGGCGGAAAACUUCCGCCAGUUCUGCACCGGAGAGACCAAGAACUCGGCCGGCCGGCCGCAGGGCUACAAGGGCUCCAAGUUCCACCGCAUCGGCGGCGACUUUCUCAACGGCGACGGCACCGGCUCCACCUGCAUCUGGGGCUACAAGUCCUUUGACGACGAGAACUUUACGCUGAAGCACGAGCAGCCUGGUCUGCUCUCCAUGGCGAACGCCGGCCCCAACACCAACGGCUCCCAGUUCUUCGUCACCACCGUCGCCACCCCCUUCCUCGACGGCAAGCACGUUGUCUUCGGCAAGGUCGUGGACGGCAUGGAAGUCGUCAAGAAGAUGGAGGCCACCAAGACGGGCUACAGGGGCAAGGACGUGCCCAACAUGGACAUCACCAUCGCCCAGUGCGGUGAGAUGUGA
This is a messenger RNA of Drechmeria coniospora, 477 nucleotides long. RefSeq names its product putative U-snRNP-associated cyclophilin. NCBI's taxonomy places the organism in Eukaryota, Fungi, Ascomycota, Sordariomycetes, Hypocreales, Ophiocordycipitaceae. Gene Ontology annotation, cellular component: intracellular membrane-bounded organelle. The transcript has 4 exons. The coding region runs from base 1 to 477 and encodes 158 amino acids. The record is from RefSeq and is a predicted model, not a curated record. Gene Ontology annotation, molecular function: peptidyl-prolyl cis-trans isomerase activity. Gene Ontology annotation, biological process: protein peptidyl-prolyl isomerization.